Molecule: messenger RNA, 2965 nt
Organism: Fimicolochytrium jonesii
Lineage: Eukaryota; Fungi; Chytridiomycota; Chytridiomycetes; Spizellomycetales; Powellomycetaceae
Product: muts domain V-domain-containing protein
Exons: 27
Coding region: 129-2882 (917 amino acids)
Biological process (GO): mismatch repair; mitotic recombination
Cellular component (GO): nucleus; MutSalpha complex
Molecular function (GO): ATP binding; ATP-dependent DNA damage sensor activity; mismatched DNA binding
Source: RefSeq, a predicted model, not a curated record
GAGCCACAGGGCAAAGGUGUCGGACACCUCGGACACGCAACUCCAACAACUCCCUGCAGAGUUCCGCCUGAGCAGCUGAGCUCCAAACAUUGAAACGACAUUUGCGUAACCAUCCAGGACUGCAAAGCAUGGCAGAGCGUAGCGAUAGGCCCGACUUGUCUCUCGACAAACCGAGUGAGCAGGGUUUCAUUACAUUCUUCAAGGGCUUGCCGGAGAAAUCCGAAACCACAGUUCGUCUGUUCGAACGAAAUGAUUACUACAGCGUUCACGGCGAAGAUGCGUUGUUUGUGGCACAGACCGUCUACAAGACAUCGACCGUUAUCAAAUACCUUGGAGAUGAGCGAAAAGGCCUGCCCAGUUGCACGCUAUCCAAACUGAAUACCAUCUCAUUCCUGCGAGACAUGCUUUUGCACAAGCUGUACCGCAUCGAGAUAUGGAGCUCGGAGGGACGGAAAGGAUCACAAUGGCAGAUCACCAAGCGAGCGUCACCGGGAAACCUCGUGGAUGUAGAAGACAUGCUCUUCACUGCAAGCGACGUGUCCACGUCUCCUGUCGUUCUUGCCUUGAAGCUGGAGACAAAAGGCGAUCAACGGCUCGUAGGGGCUGCUUACACGGAUGCCACCACGCAACGGCUCAUCGGAGUAGCGGAAUUCAUCGACAAUGACACGUUUUCGAACUUCGAGUCUCUACUGAUUCAGCUGAGUGUCAAAGAGUGCGUCCUUCCCGAAGACUCGCAGAACUAUGAGCUUCGAAAGAUCGAGGGCAUAUUGGAUCGCUGUGGCAUAGUAGUGACGUCCCGAAAGAAAGGCGACUUUCAAAGCAAAGAUAUCGAGCAGGAUCUCGCCCGUCUCCUUGAUGAGGACAUGGCCAUAUCUGCACUUCCGGAGAUGGAGUUGACGGUCGCCAUGGGUUGUGUCGCAUGCUUAAUCAAGUACCUCGGUCUCUUAAGCGUGGAGACAAACUUCCACCAAUAUACCCUGCGUCUCUACGAUCUCUCGCAAUACAUGAAGCUGGACGCAGCUGCCGUUAGAGCUUUGAACCUGAUGCCGGGCCCACAAGAUGGGUCGAAUAAGAGCAUGAGCUUAUACGGCUUGCUCAACAAAUGCAAAACGGCUCAAGGGUCAAGGUUGCUAGCGCAAUGGCUGAAGCAACCACUCAUGAGUCUACCUGAGAUCCAGACGCGUCAGGAUCUGGUGGAAGUAUUCAUCAACGAUACCAGUAUACGACAACAAUUACAGGAAGAGAAUCUCCGCAACUUCCCUGAUCUCCACCGUCUGGCAAAGCGAUUCCAACGCCAGAAUGCUCAUCUGCAGGAUGUGGUCCGCGUUUAUCAAGUGCUGAUCAAACUUCCUGCUCUGCGGGAUGCCCUCCAACGGUAUACGGGUGACCACGAACAGCUCAUCGAGGAGACGUUCGUCAGCAAGCUGAACGAAUAUAUGGAGCAUCUCAAGAAUUUGGAGGAGCUUGUCGAAACGACCAUAGACCUGGCGGCCAUCGAGCACCAUGACUUCCGAAUCAAGGCAGAUUUUGACCAAACAUUGCAAGAGGUCCGCGCACAAAUGGAUACGACGUUUGAGCGGUUGGAACCAGAAGCUAUGAAGGCUGCCGAUGACUUGGAUAUCGAAUACGAGAAAAAGCUGAAGUUCGAGAAGAAUGCUCAGUAUGGCCACAUCAUGCGAUUAAGUAGAAAGGACGCCGCCAUUAUCAGGAAUAAACGCGAAUACAUUGAAUUGGCGACAAGAAAGGAUGGAGUAUACUUUACCACGUCAACACUGCGACGACUAUCAGAGGAAUACGCACAGCUUUCUGCAGAGUAUGAAAGCACACAAUCUAAACUCGUCAAAGAGGUCAUUGAGAUCACAGGAUCUUACUUCCCGGUCCUUGAACUACUCAACCAAAGCAUUGCGGUGUUGGAUGUGCUCGUCAGUUUCGCCCAUGUUGCGAUACAUGCCCCGGUUCCAUACGUGCGACCUGUUCUGACGAAAAAGGGGGAGGGCGAUGUUCAUUUGAAAGCCGCACGCCACCCUUGCUUGGAGAUGCAAGAUGUGGCAUUCAUCGAUAAUGAUACAGAAAUGCUCAGAGAAUCGAGCUCAUUCCACAUCAUCACGGGGCCAAACAUGGGCGGAAAGUCAACUUACAUCCGACAGAUUGGGAUGAUCGCCUUGAUGGGACAAGUAGGAUGCUUCGUACCAUGCCGUGCAGCAAACCUAUGCAUAUUCGACUCCAUCCUUGCUCGGGUUGGAGCUGGUGAUAGCACGCUGAAAGGUGUAUCGACGUUUAUGGCGGAAAUGCUGGAAACUUCCGCCAUUUUGAAAGCCGCGACACCAGAUUCUUUGAUCAUCAUUGAUGAGCUUGGACGAGGAACAAGUACCUACGACGGCUUUGGGUUGGCCUGGGCGAUAUCGGAGUACAUUGCAACAAAUCUGCAAAGCUUCACACUAUUCGCGACGCAUUUCCACGAGCUGACAGCUUUGUAUGAAAAGGUGCCAACAGUGCGGAACCUUCAUGUAGCGGCCCUCAGGGAAGAAAGAGGCAUUACUCUGCUGUACAAAGUCAGAGAUGGCGCUUGCGAUCAAAGUUUCGGAAUCCAUGUUGCCGAGCUAGCAAGUUUCCCAGAUUCCGUCGUGAAGAUGGCCAAGCGAAAAGCGGCUGAAUUGGAGGACUUCGAGACGAAUGGUGAUGUGAUCACAAAACGAGCCUGGAAAAGCAGUGAACAGGAAAUACAGGAUGGAGAAGCGCUGAUUGAUCGGUUCCUCGAUGAGUUUGCAAAAGUACCACUCGACUCGGACUCAGCGAUACAGGGAUUGCAACGUAUUCGGGAGAGCUUUGCGACCGAUAUAGACAAUUCACCGUUCGUCAAGGAGAUCCUCACGGACUUGUAGUAUAGCUAGAACCUACAAGUUCCGACAGCUAUAGUAUAUAUAUGGAGACAGUGCCUAUCUCCGAAUAUAGGCAGCUUUGUAUA